Messenger RNA from Coffea eugenioides, 1329 nucleotides. Its product is annotated as receptor kinase-like protein Xa21. NCBI's taxonomy places the organism in Eukaryota, Viridiplantae, Streptophyta, Magnoliopsida, Gentianales, Rubiaceae. Gene Ontology annotation, biological process: protein phosphorylation. The record is from RefSeq and is a predicted model, not a curated record. Bases 1 to 1329 code for a protein of 442 amino acids. The transcript has 3 exons. Gene Ontology annotation, molecular function: ATP binding; protein binding; protein kinase activity.
AUGGAAACUAUACUCCUACAAUACUUGGUUCUAUUCCGGAACAAUUUGACUAUUGAACCUUCAUCUUCUGAGCUGGGCUUCAUCUCCUCCCUGACAAAAUGCAAAUACUUGACAUAUUUAGCAUUGGAUGAGAAUCCAUUCAAUGGGGUACUUCCGGCUUCUAUUGGAAGCCUCUCUGCUUUCCUUCAGAAAUUUUAUGCCGGAAGUUGUGGAAUCAAGGGUACUAUCCCUAGUGAAAUUGGCAACUUGACCAAUUUAAUACUACUUGCUCUAGGAAACAAUAAAUUGACUGGAGGGCUUCCAACAACAGCCAAGAAUCUGCAGAACCUGCGAGGAUUAUCUCUUUCAAGAAACAACAUCAUUGGCAGUCUAGACCAUUUUUGUUUGCAAAGCUUGACUGAAUUAUAUAUAUACCAAAACCAAAUUUCAGGGUCGCUACCAGAAUGUUUUGCCACUCUGACUUCUCUUAGGAUCCUUGAUCUAACAAACAACCUAUUAGCCUCUGCUAUACCAAGAAGCUUUUAUAACCUCAAAGACCUUUUGCACCUAAAUGCAUCCUCGGAUAUUUUGAUCGGUCCCUUGCCUCAAGAAAUUGGAGAUCUAAAGGCUGCUAUAUCCAUUGACCUGUCAAUGAAUCAAUUCUCAGGGGAAAUUCCUAGCACAGUCAGUGACUUGAAAAACUCGCUUAACCUUUCUUUAGCACACAGCAAUUUAGUAGGAUCUAUUCCAGAAUCAAUUGGCAAGAUGGGUCCUUUCAAGACCUUGACGAGUAAAUCCUUCAUUUCCAAUGGUGCAUUGUGUGGAGAUUCAAAGUUUCACGUCGCAAAAUGCCAACAUGAUACUUCAAACCCUCGGUCAAGAGCAGAGAAGAUACUUGUAAUUGUGUUUAUUUCACUUGGAAUUGCUAUUGUGAAUGCCAUGGUUUCAGCAUGUCUAUUCAGAAGAUAUCGUAAGAAAGAAGUGGCUUCAGGGGGAACAACCAGGGUCGUAGUAUCAACACAAGAAAGAGUUUCACACUAUGAACUUCUUCAAGCAACUGACGGAUACAACAAAAGCAAUUUGCUUGGCAUUGGGAGUUCUGGAUCUGUUUACAAAGGGACGCUAAACGAUGGAAGGACAGUUGCUGUAAAAGUAUUCAAUUUGCAAUUGGAAGGAGCACUGAAAAGCUUCGAUGUAGAAUGUGAAGUAUUGCGGAACCUUCGCCAUCGAAAUCUUGUGAAGGUCAUCAGUAGCUGUUCUAACCAAGAUUUUAAGGACUUAGUGCUCGAGUAUAUGAGCAAUGGAAGCCUUAAGAUGAGAAAUGGUUAUACUCUGAAAACUACUUCCUAG